AAUGCAAAAAAUAAGACCGGAAGUAGAACUGAUAAUUUGGUUUGUGUGGCGUUUUUCCGAUAUGUGAUUUUGUUUGCACAUUUUUCACUUUUUGGGAGGUUUUUUUUAUGAAAAAACUUAUUUUGUGUACAUGCUGGACAUUGCUUUUCCUGAUUCUUUCUUCGUAAGGUUAGUGUUUUGUGAACUUCGAUUUAUUUUACCCUUGGCGUCACACUCUUGUUGGGGUCGACGUUGAUGUUUUGUAUAUUUUGACUGGAUUUAAUUUGACUUCAAAUCGUAGAUGCCUCCGAAGAGAAUUAAUUUAAAUGCAGCAACUGAGGAGGAUUUAGUUUCAUUACCAGGGAUUGGCGAAUCGAAAGCUAAAGCUAUUGUAUCGCAUCGUCACAGUGUAGGCCAUUUUCGGUCUUUGGAGGAAUUAAAUUGCGUGAAAGGAUUUGGAAGCAGCACAAUACAGACUUUAAAGAAUAAACUAUUUUGCAAACCGUUAAUGAAACGUAAAAGUGACAGCAAAGAGGAGAGCAAGAAAAAACGCAUAUGCAAAACGAUGAAUAUCGAGAAGUGGCUCAAUGCGUUUCGUAGCUUUAGCGUUUCAGAACAAAGUGACGCUCUAGAACAAUUAGUACAAAAUUGCGCUCCAUCUCAAGCAAAAAGUCUAAUGGCUAGUCUAGAGAGUCAAUUUCAACGUGAUUUCAUAUCUUUAUUACCUAAAGAGUUGGCUUUAUAUGUCCUCUCUUUCUUAUCCGCUAGAGAUUUAGUGAAAGCAGCACAAACAUGCAGAUACUGGCUAGUAUUGGUUGACGAUAACCUCCUUUGGAAGGAAAAAUGCGAAGAAGAUGGUGUUUUAAUAAGACAGACUCCCUCUUUUAAGAAACUCUACCUCGAACAAUUAAAUAUCGAGCACAAUUGGAAAACUAUGCCCACCGAUGAUCCCCUUGUUUUAAAGGGACACGACGAUCACGUUAUAACCUGUCUAGAAUAUUCUGGCGACCGUAUUGUCAGUGGAUCCGAUGAUAAUACACUUAAAGUAUGGAACUCCAAAACCGGAAUGUGUGUUUUGACUCUGCAAGGUCAUACUGGCGGUGUUUGGUGCUCCCAGAUAAUGGACAAUAAAUUAAUAAGUGGAUCUACUGAUCGGACUUUACGAGUAUGGGAUAUUGAGACUGGGGAAUGUUUGCAUACAUUAUAUGGUCACUCGUCGACCGUUCGAUGUUUGCACUGGCAUGACGAGCUGGUUGUGUCCGGAUCACGUGACGCCACGUUGCGAAUUUGGCACGUACUGCGAGGAGAAUGCGUGAAAACUCUUAUAGGUCACGUAGCAGCCGUCCGUUGCGUUCAGUAUGACGGUAGGAGGGUAGUUUCUGGAGCUUAUGAUUUUACAGUCAGAAUCUGGGAUCCGGAAACGGAAGCUUGUCUCCACGAACUUCAAGGUCAUACGAAUAGGGUUUAUUCUUUACAGUUCGACGGUACCUAUAUUGUUAGCGGUUCGUUAGAUACUUCCAUACGAGUUUGGCAUGCAGAGAGUGGACGAUGCUUACACCAGUUAACUGGACACCAGUCUCUCACAUCAAAAAUGCAGUUGCGCAAUAAAUUAUUAGUCUCCGGCAAUGCUGAUUCUACGGUAAAAAUCUGGGAUGUGGCAAGAGGAGAGUGCUUACAUACGCUGGCUGGUCCUCAUAAGCAUGUCUCUGCCGUCACCUGUUUGCAAUUGACACGCCAUUUUGUUAUUACCUCAUCUGAUGAUGGCACUGUUAAAUUGUGGAAUUUGGAAACAGGAGAAUGGCUGAGAGAUUUAAUAAAUUUAUCAUCUGGAGGAAGUGGUGGUGUUGUUUGGAGAGUGCAAUCGACUGAUAGCACUUUGGUUUGUGCAGUUGGUUCAAGAAACGGAACUGAAGAGACCAAACUCUUAGUACUCGAUUUUAAAGAGUCUUAUGUAGGCUCAACUCACAACAAACUGUGA
Molecule: messenger RNA, 1957 nt
Organism: Dimorphilus gyrociliatus
Lineage: Eukaryota; Metazoa; Annelida; Polychaeta; Dinophilidae
Source: the annotation of a GenBank genome assembly